Messenger RNA from Lytechinus pictus (painted urchin), 5303 nucleotides. RefSeq names its product fibronectin type-III domain-containing protein 3A-like. The record is from RefSeq and is a predicted model, not a curated record. The transcript has 18 exons. NCBI's taxonomy places the organism in Eukaryota, Metazoa, Echinodermata, Echinoidea, Temnopleuroida, Toxopneustidae. Gene Ontology annotation, molecular function: protein binding. Bases 1 to 2874 code for a protein of 957 amino acids.
AUGGAGGAAGGGGAAGAGGAAGAAAAUCCUCAAGUGAAGAAGCUGAAGGAUCUACUGUCCAGUAUCCAGACUCCUGAGGUGGAGCAGGUCACUGCUAGGUCAGCAAUGGUCAGGUGGUCAAUGCCAGAACCUUAUCAUUCAGGACAAGGGGAUGAAGACCUCUAUGAAGACCAUGGGAUUGAUCCAUCAGCCAUCAGCUAUGAACUCAAAGUCCUGGACAAAGCCAAGAACAGUAGUCCUGGAACCAUUUACAGGUCUGUUCUCUUUUCUGCUUGUUUUUACAGUAACAGUCUUCAUCAUACACUGACAGAUCUCAAGCCUGCUACUGAAUACCAACUAAGUGUGAGUGCAAUAUUGGACGGUAUACAUGGUUCCCCAUCACGGCCGGUUAUCUUGGAGACCCUUGGCUGUCCACCUGACGUGCCCUCGAUGCCAAGGCUCACAAGUAGGACCAAGAACUUCUUAGUCCUGUCCUGGAAGGCAUCCAACUCUAAUGGGUCCAAAAUCCACAGUUAUCUGCUGCAAUGUGAUAAGGGUAACGGUUCGAGUGGCUAUGUAGCAAUAUAUGAAGGCCCAGACAAGCAGUACAAAAUCACCAAGCUUCAGCCAUCCUCUCUAUACAGGUUUAGAUUACAAGCCAUCAAUAGCCAUGGAUCAAGUGGGUUCAGCGAGGAAGCAAAGUUCUAUACAUCGGGUAGCGUACCCCCAGUACCCAGUCCACCAACCCUUAUAGAAGCUCUUGCCAGGAGUUUGAAGCUUCAAUGGCAGAGGGGUCCUGGUGACAUCCAUGGGUACUGUCUAGAAAUGGAUGAUGAAUCAAAGCGCUAUGGCUUCCAGGUGGUGUACAGAGGAGAGGAAACAAGUCACUCUUGUAAAAAUCUUGCCAGAAAUUCAGAUUACAAGUUUAGGUUAUGUGCCUUCAAUGAAGAGGGAAAUAGUCGGUGGAGUAGCAUAGUGGCCUUUCGGACGAUGCCUGACGCACCGCGAGCGCCUUCCAAACCAAGCCUCAAGGGUAAACUGCAUUCCACCAGUUUCAAGAUCAUGUGGGAUCCACCCCGGGAUUGUGGAGGCUCUGAAAUAACAUCAUAUCAACUAGAAAAAGCUGAAGUUAGAAAUGGUCCCUUUUCACCAGCAUAUAGGGGUAUGGAACGGGAGCACCAGUUUGAUAAUCUAAAGCCAGGAUGUACUUACUACCUUCGAGUCUCAUGUACGAGUAAAGGAGGAACGAGUCCAUGUUCGGAAGUGUUUAGUAUAACAACGCUACCCAUAGUACCAGGCCAAAGUCAUUCACCUAGAGUUCAUGGAAAACCUAAAGCUACUUCAGUCAAUUUGAGAUGGGGCAUGCCUGACUACAACGGGGGUGCUCCAAUCACGGAGUUUUCAGUCGAAAUGACAGCAGCUGAUAAUAAUGUUACUAGCGAAGUCCAUCGGGCGACAGCAGACAUCACAGAGUGUACCGUCAAUAGCUUGCUACCGGGAAGGACAUAUGACUUCAGGUUGAGGUCUUGUAACAAAAUAGGGUAUGGGCCCUAUUCAGAACCUCUUCGAGUCAGUACAGGGGCGGGGCCUCCCGAUGCUCCUACUGAGCUGACUGCAUCCUGUGUCACCACCUCUAUUGUCCUCCUCAGCUGGCAGAAACCUUGUUUCAACGGAGCUGACAUCACAGAAUACAGAGUGGAGAAGGCAUCAGAGAAUGGCACUUUCUCAUUAGCAUAUAGCGGUUCAGCUACCACUUGUGAAAUCCGAGGUCUUCAACCAGCCACCUACUACUACCUAAGGGUCCAGGCUCUCAACGCAGCCGGCCAUGGACCGUUCAGCUCCGUAGUCACAUGUCAAACCCUACCCUCCUCCCCCGAGGCUGUACCCUCGUUACGAGUAGUCUCAUCCACCUCAGACUCGUUACUCAUCCAAUGGACGGAGCCCAGCGACUGCGGCUCAGAGAUCAUUGCAUACAACCUAGACAUUGGAGAAGGCCAGCCUAUCUUUGUGGAGGGCAACGUUACCCAGUACUGUGUAGACCAGUUGGAACCUGAUACCAAAUAUAGGAUACGAGUCCAAGCCCUUAACAGCAUUGGUGAGGGUCCUUACAGCGCUGUCUUGAAGGCCAUCACAAGAGCUCUACCGCCAAUCCCACCAAGGUUAGAAUGUAUCUACUACAGCCAUCAAUCACUCAAACUAAAAUGGGGCGAUCAAAACAGGACGGUUGGAGAUUCCAAGUCACUCAACUUCACUUUGGAAAUGGAAGACAAGAGAGGAAGGUUUGUGGUAGUCUACUCUGGUGUCAACGUCACUCAAAAGGUUACAAGGUUAAGUGAAAGCACAACCUACAAGUUCAGGAUACUUGCCAGCAAUGAGGCAGGAACGGGACCCUACUCAGAAGAUUUUGUCUUUGCCACAACGAAGGCUCCACCUGUAACGCUGAAAGCACCCGUCUUGGAAGUUGAUCAAGAUUCUUGCCAGAUCUCUUGGGCCGAAGCAGUUCUCCAUCAGCAGGAUGAUCUCAUGCAUUAUCAAUGUCAGUACCAGAGAACAAGGGAAGGGGAAGCAAGGGUGAUCUACCGUGGUCCCGAGAAGAGCUUCAAGCUAGAACACCUUGAGCUGAACAUUGAGCACCGAGUACGAGUGUGUGCCAUCAGGGUACCAGGUGAUGGAUCAUCAGAGCUAGUAGGGAUCUACAGUCCUUGGGCUUCAUUCACCAUCACACCACCGGCGGCAAAGGAGGAGGCGCUCAUGGCAGACGGGGAUGGGGAUGGAUUGACGGACCUGGAUUCCAAGCCGAUGGGGGACAGUCAGCUGGCGAUGAUCAUCGUGGCGUGCUUCUGCGUUAUAGCCAUCCUAAUUGCCGUCUUUCUUCAAUGGUAUCUAGGUUCGUAACAGGAGUGGCAGGUGAAGUGAUGGACCAAGAUGGCGCCCUCUAUGGCUUAAUGGAGGGCAGGGAAGUUCCCCCUCCCCCUCCUUUUAUUCUUCAAGGCAUUGUCGCUGACUAGGACCUGUAGGACUUCAUCAUCUGGCCAACUUCACAGUUACCUCUUAGCCUCUACGCAUCCCGUGGUAUUCGGUCUAUUCCUUCUUCGGCAUUCUACAACGUGGGGAGAUAUGUCGGCUGGCAGUUAGUAUUAGCCCUGUGAUGAGCACCAUUAGACUAUGCCCAGAGCAGAGCCUGAUUUCGCUUGAUAUAGAUUUCAAAUUUAUUUGCUUUCAUGAUACAAAUAAGUCUUGUUCUUUUUUACGAUAACUAUAAGUUAGAUGAUGGAGUGGAGUAUUCGCUCCAUGCAUGACACUUAAUGGGCUAAAGACUGAUGGGUCGUGAAGCAGUGACUGACAUCAUCCGGUCAAAGCAUGCCUUUCUCAAGGUGAAAGUAAGAUACCAAAUUGCAAAAUAUUUAGGGGUUAUUGAUGAAGAAUUAUAUUCCACUGAUCACUGCCUAUACAGUGUGAACUAACAGACCUUGUCCACUUUCAUUAUUGAGAUUUGAAAUCCUCACUUUACUUCCACAUAAGUAGCUUUUUAAGUAGAACAUAUUACCUCUGAUAAUCUAUGUUUUAGCUGUCUCUUGUAAUUAAUUGUUGUGUACCUGUGCACAUUGUACACAUACUACACAUACAUUAAUUGUAAUUUACAUUGUUUUGAGUGAAGAAUUCUGUCACUGUGAUAUGGCAAUGUUUAUAUAACCUUGCCAUGAUGCUUUUAAUGAGGGGUUUCUGGAAGGUUUACUCUAAAACAAAAUGCCACCUACACAGAUGUCGGUGUAUUGUAGGUAUUUUUGGUAUUAAGGCAAAAAGACAAUCAUCUUGUAGAAGUCUCUACACACCCAAAGACAUCAUUCAAACUUGUUAUCAUUCAUAUGCUGCCUCAGCCUAUAGACUCUAUCAUAUCGCUGAAUGUUGCCAAGAGCUAGGAAGUGAAGUUGUAACAUGGCUGUUUUAUCUUUAGACCUUUGUUCUUCAGAUAGAGCAAUUCAAGCUAAUUUUCAGAUUGGCUUGAAGAUCAUAUCAAGAACAUAUCGAAAAGAGCCUUUCUUCCACCAAAGUUAUCCUGUUUGAUUUGAGGGUUUGAUAUUAAAAGCAAUGUAGAUUAUCUGUGCAGUGGCAAGAUAAGUUCAGAAACGCUUUUUCUUCUUUCACAGAUUGUACCGUUAAUAUCUAUAGAAAGAAAGAGAAAAUAUAAAUCGAGCUGGCAUUUGUUUUAAACAAUCUCAGUAUUAGGGAUGAAGUAUUUAUUUAAAGAUUUAUUUUAGCAGAUUCAAAAUGUCUGUUGUUUCGUAGGAAUUGUUUCACUGUUGUUUCUAAAGUAUAUAUUUUUUGUGAUUCCUUGCUCCAAAUGAAACUGGAAUAGUUAUUCUAAGGAUCCAUGCCCAGGAUUUUAAGAUAUGAAGUGUAUUUGGGGAUAGAUUGUGAGUCGGCUAUGAAAACUGAUGGGAAUGUCAAGUGAUUUGUUUGUAGAGGCUGAAGUAAAAUGUAAACUUAUGAGCGUGUAUUCUAAACUAUGCAUACCCAAUUGCAGUGCAAAGCUCUAUCAGUUUAUGGUCAAUUCAUCAACUCAAUUUAUAACUGUCUGGAAUGAUAACUGAAGUAUUUUUUUUUUCAUCAAGGGUAAACGAAAAUAGUAAACAUAAGAAAUAUUCCAUGUCAACAAAUUUUUUUAUUUUUUGGCUUCCCAUAAUUUUAGCAUCCCAUUAUUUACAGCAUGGUUACAGCAUGGUCUUUGGGCCAUGGCAUUCAGUGAGAGAUAAAAUUAUAGUAACUAAAAAAGAAAACUUUAAUUGAGAAAAAAUAAACUGAAUGGUGAUAUUUAUUAGAUAAAUGGACUAGGACAAAUAAAACAAGUGGGUUCCAGUUUACUGAUUCAGAUGAAGUAUGACACAUUUGGAUUAAAAUGAUGUCAAUUAUCCUGUGAAAUAUUGAUAUGAAUGUUUUCAUAAUACAUGAAUUUUCUCUCUUUCUCACUAGAAUCUGAUCUUGUUUUAGCAAAAUGAAUAACCUCUUGGCAAUGUCAAAUGAUAAAAAUGAAUACUAAGCAGGAAUGCUAUAACCAAAGUGCACAUACAAUGAAAUUCUAAGAGUAGAUUUUAUUUUAGUAUAGAAUGUUUGCAUAGAAUAACUCAACUACAUGAAGCUCUAUUUGUCAAAUAGUUAGAUAUUAUAUUACAGUAUUUCAACUCAUUCAAUAAAUAGAUUUAUUGGGUAAAUAUAUAUAUUUAUAAACUUUUGUACUGUAAGUAAUUUUUUUGUUCUCCAAUGCUGACGGGGAUUUCCAUUGAGAAACCAAACAAUUAGCAAUUGGAAUUUUAAUGUCUGAAUUU